AUGUCGUUAGAUUCGGUAAGUUUUAAAUUUUUGUUGAAGAAUGGGUAACUUCUUCCCUAUCCUACUCUUCGUCGUCUCAGCCCUUAUCUAGCGUUUGCAUUUUUGAAUUUGCUAGCUCCAGCUCGGGUUCCAGCUCUGAUCUAUACAUAGAAAACGGACCGGGCCGGGCCUGAAAAGUGGGUCCGACCCGGCCGGUUCCUCAUGUCUACUCUGACACACUUUUAUAUUGUAGCUACGGCUCCAGCCUUAGCUCCCGGGCUAAAGCCGCUCUAGAAUUGUCCUCAGAGCUAGCUCAAAAGCUGGCUUGCCAGCACUGCUUUAAUAACCCUAAAAAAUGUUUUUUAAAUUUAGUUUUAAAAUUUUUUUUAGAUUUUAAACAGCGUUGACUUGCUGUUGAUUGACAUAUCAGACAACCUCAACCGACUGUUGACAACUCUGACCAUUUUCAUUCCAAUCUUUGUUAUAGCUUUUACUGUAUUAGUGGUGCUACUGCUUCUUAUUAUUGUUUUUACUAUGAUUUUACAAUACAAAAAGUAUCGUCGUGUGGAGUCUUUAAAACGACGGAAGAGUAGUGAUAUCGAAAGUCCGCCUUUAAUUGAAGCAAAGUUAGAGAAAGUGUAG
This is a messenger RNA of Bursaphelenchus okinawaensis, 621 nucleotides long. The record is from the annotation of a GenBank genome assembly. NCBI's taxonomy places the organism in Eukaryota, Metazoa, Nematoda, Chromadorea, Rhabditida, Aphelenchoididae.